AUGACACUGGAGGUUGCAUAUGCCCAUCUUGAGGCCAGGCUGGAAGGUGGUGAGGCUGUUACCAAGCUGGCCGCCUGGGAAACCUCUGAUAAUAUAGUCCCUUUUCUAUUUGCCAUUAGUGACAGUACUAUCCCACGCCUCACUCUCCAUAAUGGGCCAAACCACUGGGCACUCUCAGUCCAUGGUGUCAAUGCAGCCUUGACAUUGCACUUUACCAGAGGUAACACUACGGAAGCAAAGGUUCUGUACAAGGCGAUCGGCAGAAUCGCUUACAAACUGGUACAGACGACAAUCUGGGGCUACCAUAUGAAUGGUAUGGCUAUUUCAUUGUGGAGUAGCCUGGCGCCUAACCAGAGAAACAUUCUAGUUAGAAGCAUCGAAGAGAGGGCAUCCAGGAGGAAUAUUCCUAUUGGAAGGUUUGAAAAUUCCUGGGUGGAGAUCUGCCAUCUUCCAUGGAAGAACUUGAUAACAUGCAAUACCGAGUUUUAUAGAUGA
Molecule: messenger RNA, 495 nt
Organism: Phycomyces blakesleeanus NRRL 1555(-)
Lineage: Eukaryota; Fungi; Mucoromycota; Mucoromycetes; Mucorales; Phycomycetaceae
Exons: 3
Coding region: 1-495 (164 amino acids)
Source: RefSeq, a predicted model, not a curated record